AAAUUACGCGUAUUUAGUUACGUCCUUCGCAUUCACGAAUUGCGUUCUAUUGUUUAUUGUUAUUAGCUGCAAAUACUCCUUAAAUCAACCUGUUUUGAUUUGUCAUUCACAAGUCACACGAUUUGAUCAUGUCGAAGGUAUCGUGCACAAUCAUUUUGUCAGUGGUCGCAUUGUGCUCUCUAUCCAUAGCGGCUCCAGAUGACAUCUACCGCGAUAAGGAGAACGUGCUUGAAGCCAACGGUUUUGGAAACGAAGAAGUCAAAAAAUCUAAUCUGAUUACAAAAUGUUAUGAUGAGGAAACAAAAUCAGCCUACAAAGUAGACUCUGUUUGGUAUCCAGUGGGAAAAUGUGAAAAAAGAACUUGUUCUAGGCAAAAUAACUCAAAAACUCCAAUUAUAAAAACUAUAGAAUGUGAGCCGUGCACUUCAUGCAAAUUGCCUAAUCAAAUAUGCCACCCACUUCGUUCUGAUAAAAAUUAUCCUAAGUGUUGUUCACAGUGUUUAACAAAAUCCGCUAUACUUAUGAAAACAGAAUCAAGGAAAAAAUACCAAAACGUUUAAAUAUUUUCUAAUUAUUGUUGUAUUCAUUCAACCCUAUUAUUUAUCAUGUAUAAAAUAUAAGUACAUUGUACUAUAAAUAUAUUUUAACUUUAAUACAGUGUA
Aphis gossypii (cotton aphid) is the source of this 662-nucleotide messenger RNA. RefSeq lists its product as uncharacterized. NCBI's taxonomy places the organism in Eukaryota, Metazoa, Arthropoda, Insecta, Hemiptera, Aphididae. Bases 129 to 560 code for a protein of 143 amino acids. The record is from RefSeq and is a predicted model, not a curated record. The transcript is spliced from 3 exons.